Molecule: messenger RNA, 621 nt
Organism: Gossypium arboreum
Lineage: Eukaryota; Viridiplantae; Streptophyta; Magnoliopsida; Malvales; Malvaceae
Exons: 1
Coding region: 1-621 (206 amino acids)
Source: RefSeq, a predicted model, not a curated record
AUGAAAGACCUCCUUUCCAAGAAGAAGAAGCUCAUUAACAUUGAAACUGUUACACUCACAGAAGGUUGUAGUGCUAUUUUGACAAACAAGUUGCCCCCUAAAUUGAAAGAUCCUAGGAGCUUUACCAUUCUAUGUUCAAUUGGAAAUCAUUACUUGGGCAAGGCUUUAUAUGACUUGGGAGCUAGCAAUAACCUACUGCCACUAUCUACUUUCAGAAAGUUAGGAAUUGGUCACAUGAAAUCUACUAUAGUGACAUUACAACUAAUUGAUAGAUCAUUAGCUCAACUUGAAGGAAAAAUCAAAGAUGUCUUAGUUUGUGCGGAUAAAUUCAUUUUUCUAGUUGAUUUUAUCAUACUUGACUACGAGGUAGACAAAGAGCUUGCCAUAAUCUUGGGACGACCAAUUUUAGCCACCAGCCAAACUCUUAUUGAUGUUUAUAAAGGUGAACUAACCAUGCGACUUAAUGAUGAGCAAGUUACCUUCAGUGUUUUUGAAUCUAUUCAAUGCAAGGACAAAGAAGAAUGCCACACUGUCAAUAUGCUAGAUGGUCUAAUUGAGGAAGAAUUCAAUGACCAAAGCACAGUACUUUCUGAAGAGUUUGUAGUGACAUCUGAUGCUUAA